AUGAAGCUCCUCCUCCACUUCUUGUUCGCCGUCCUCGCAGCCACACUCGCUGUCGCUGCACCCACAUCAGCACACCUCCAACGGCCCAUCGGCAGUGCAGGACACCACAGAAACCCUGUAUCACGACCAUCACGCAACACCGCAACGCCUGUCCCAUCACACACUCGCCCCGACGGAAGACCCAAGGCAAAAGCCUUCCAGCUGCCGUACGUCGUCAAGGCACCCAAGGGCGAUGGACGGCACCAACGACCAGGGCCCUUGCCGUCGUGGAUGACGCCCUGGAGGAAGGCCGCCUCGACCUUGUCAACCGCUGCGUCUACGUCCGCGUUGCCCGCCGCCGCCAACCGCCACCGCAUGCACUUUACACACUCGGGCAACGAAAAGCUGGCCUGCUUUUGUGCGGGCGGGGCGGUCUGCUGCCACACCGCGACGGGGCUGGACUGCAACUCGGGGUACUGUGGGAUCUAG
This is a messenger RNA of Sporothrix brasiliensis 5110, 468 nucleotides long. RefSeq lists its product as uncharacterized. The record is from RefSeq and is a predicted model, not a curated record. The transcript has a single exon. NCBI's taxonomy places the organism in Eukaryota, Fungi, Ascomycota, Sordariomycetes, Ophiostomatales, Ophiostomataceae. The coding region runs from base 1 to 468 and encodes 155 amino acids.